Molecule: messenger RNA, 702 nt
Organism: Acanthosepion pharaonis
Lineage: Eukaryota; Metazoa; Mollusca; Cephalopoda; Sepiida; Sepiidae
Source: the annotation of a GenBank genome assembly
AUGCAAACACCGGUUAGAGUCAGUAAGAAAACUGUUCUUUCUUUCUUUCUUUCUUUCUUUCUUUCUUUCUUUUUCUUUCUUUCUUUCUUAUUCAGUGUUCUUUCUUUCUUUCUUAAUCAGGAAAUUUUUCUUUCCCAUUCAGUAAAUUUUUUCUUUAUUAUUCCGGGAAAUAUUUCUUUCUUUCUUUCUUUCUUUCUUUCUUUCUUUCUUUCUUUCUUUCUUUCUUUCUUUCUCAUUUUUUGGACACUCUGGGUCUCAAAGAGACAGAUUUCUUCUUCUUAUACUUCUUUCUUUCUUACUCUUUUUCUCAUUACUAAUUCUCUUUUUUCUUCUUUCUUUCUUUCUUUCUUUCUUUCUUUCUUUCUUUUCUUUCUUUCUUUUCCUUCUACUCUUUUUUCAUUACUCUUCUUCUUCUUUCUUUCUUUCUUUCCAACUCCUUUUCUCAUUACUAAUUUUCUUCUACUUCAUCUUCUUUUUCUAAUAUUUUUACUUUCUUUUUUUUCCUCCUACUCCUUUUGUCAUUACUAUUCUUUUAAUACUUCUUUCUUUCUUUCUUUCUUUCUUUCUUUCUACUCCAUAAUCACCAUUAUCUAUCUAUCUAUCUAUCUAUCUAUCUAUCUAUCUAUCUAUCUAUCUAUAUAUGUGUGUAUGUGUGUGUGUUUGGUUGAAAGAGAUUCUCACCAUACACCUCGUCCCCUGUGA